Talpa occidentalis (Iberian mole) is the source of this 2234-nucleotide messenger RNA. RefSeq names its product serine/threonine kinase like domain containing 1 (gene STKLD1). NCBI's taxonomy places the organism in Eukaryota, Metazoa, Chordata, Mammalia, Eulipotyphla, Talpidae. The transcript has 19 exons. Bases 39 to 2015 code for a protein of 658 amino acids. Gene Ontology annotation, biological process: protein phosphorylation. Gene Ontology annotation, molecular function: protein serine/threonine kinase activity; ATP binding. The record is from RefSeq and is a predicted model, not a curated record.
AGCGGGCACGGAGGGAGGCCCGAGCCGCCCUCAGCGCGAUGGAAAAGUACCAGGUUCUGGACCAGCUGAAUCCUGGGGCCCUGGGUGUGAACCUGGUGGUGGAGGACUCAAAAACCAAAGAAAAGCUGGUGAUAAAGCAGGUGGAAUGCAUUGACGAGCACCAGGCCAACGAGGCCCUGGAGGAGCUGAUGCCACUGCUGAAGCUCCAGCACGCACACAUCUCCGUGUACCGGGAGCUAUUCAUCAUCUGGGUCAAUGAGCGCUCCUCGCUGGCCCUGUGCCUGGUGAUGGAGUACAGCGAGGGCAGCCUCCACAAGGUCAUCGAGAGGAAGAGGAGGGACAGGGCAGCCAUUGACGCCCAGUGGCUGCUCAGCGUGCUGGGCCAGGUGAUGGACGCUCUGGAAUACCUGCAUCACCUGGACAUCAUCCACAGGAACCUCAAGCCCUCCAACAUCGCCCUCGUCGGGCCCGGCCACUGCAGGCUGCAGGACCUGAGCUCCCACACGCUGAUGAGCGACCGGGCCAAGUGGAACAUCCGGGCCGAGGAAGACCCCUUCCACAAGUCCUGGAUGGCCCCCGAGGCCCUCAACUUCUCCUUCAGCCAGAAAUCCGACAUCUGGUCCCUCGGCUGCAUCAUCCUGGACAUGGUCUGCUGCUCCUUCAUGGACGCCACAGACGCCAUGCAGCUGCGAAAGGCCAUCCGGAAGCUGCCGGACAGGCUGAGCGGCGUGCUGAGGACCGCGGAGCAGAGGAACGUCCCCGCCGCGAGCACCUUCAGCGCCCUGCUGCCGUCCAUGCUCCAGGUCCAGCCCGGGCAGCGGAUGGCCAUCCAGGACGUGAUCCAGGCCACCUUCGAGAACAGCGGAUUCAGGUCACCCAACAUCACGCUGACGAUGCAGCGGCCGCAGGACGUGCCCAUGUUCGUUGCCAGCAUGCUGCUGGAGAACAGCACGGCCAGCGUCGUAGAGGUCAUGAAGAACUUGGCCGGCCAGCCCGAGGUCCAGCUCAGCGCCUUGGAGAAGCUCCUGCAGAUGAGUGACACCCAGCGAGGUCUGCCGUGGCCCAUGGAGCUGGUGGAGCUGGUGAUCCCCAUCAUGAAGCAACACGAGAGGCUCCUUGACAUACAACUGCGCGCCUGCGCCCUGCUGCAGUCGGUCCUGGGCCAAGCGCUGGCGCGGGACCCGGCGGUGGAGAUGCCCGGCGACAGCUCCCUGGCCCUGGCCCUGCUGCGCGCCGUGCGGGCACACCCCGGUGCGGAGCCGCUCCUGGGGCCGGUCUACAGCCUGCUCACCAUGAUCUGCGGGGAUGAGUCAGCCUCAAAGGAGCUGCAGGCGGCUGGGGUGUUUGAGCAUGUCCUGGAACAUCUGGAUAGCUUCUCCCACAACAGGGACAUCUGCGUUAACUGCCUGACUCUGCUCUGGACCCUUCUGGUGGAUGCCGUCAUCAUCAACAAGGCCCCCCUGGCGGAGGCUUCGACCCUCGUUGCCAGGGUGCUGGCCGCCUACCCCAGGGACGUGGAGAUGGCCGAAGCCAGCUGUGCGGUGCUCUGGCUGCUGUCCGUGCACGGCUGCGUGGAGGAGGAGCAGUCCGUCCAGGUAGUGGCGCUGUUGCUGCGCAGCGUGCGGCUGUGUCCCGAGCGGGUCCUGCUGGUCAUCAAUGCCUGCCGGGGGCUGGCCAGCCUCGCCGCGGUGUCAGAGCUGGCAGCCUUCCAGAUGGUGCUGCCCGGAGAGGCUGGCAGCGGCCUGGCACUCAUCGCAGGGACCUACCAGGUCCACAGGGACGACCCAGAGGUGGCGGAAAACAUCUGCAUGCUGCUGGCCCAGCUGGCGGCCUACAAGGAGAUUGCAUGGGAGAUGAUGUCUGGCGGCAUGGAGCCCCUGGUCCUGGAAAUGAAGGGGCGCUUUGCCUCUAGCUUGAAGCUGGUCUCCUAUGCAGAAGAGGCCCUCCGGGCACUGAGGGCAGCUGAGCCCCCCUGUGCGGUCCGUGUCGGCGGGGAAGGGCCUCUCCCCUCGUAGACAGACGUGUUUCAGGCCAGUAGCCCUCCCUGCUCUGGCUCCACUCUCAGCCUUUCCUAACGGGGUGUCGGGAGAGGGCCCUGGCUGACCUGGGGUGCGCCACCCGGGAGCCUAUGCCAGGAGCAGCACGCAGUCAAACUGAUCCUCAGAAUGUUCUGGUGAAGACAGACACGGAGCCCACGUACUGUCUGAAUUGAAUUAAAAGCCUGCACACGUUGU